CCCUGAAUGUUCCAAAUAUAGAUCUAGUUCCUGGAUGCUUGGCACAUUGCCCAGGUAUCAGCGACAAAUUGUAGCCACCUUGCUCAGUAUCUUGAAAGUCAAGUCGCUGCACUGCCUCUGUAUAUUCAACGUCUCAAAUAUCGCUAACAAGCUCACAUCAAGCUAUCGGUUGUCUUGAAAGCCGCGACCUUCUUCUCACCGCCUGCUUAUCGAUAAGACACCAAAACACCCCCGCGACCCCCAAUCCCGCGCGUUGGCACCAGGUUUAGGAAGACUGGUCAAUUGCGUCGCAAACCCCGUCACAAACCAAUCAGCCACUUGUAGUCGCACCGCACAAGCUCGAAGCGAUCCAUACACACGAUGUCAUCGACCGAAGGCCCGCUCUUCAGCUCCGAGCUCAUCUCGCCCGAAGUCCUCAAAGCACUCCCAGAAGGUUACAGCUGCCGACCGCUCGAGAGGAAAGACUACCACAAUGGCUUCCUAGAUGUACUGAGGGUACUCACCACAGUGGGAGAUAUAACUGAAGAGCAAUGGAACAAACGCUACGACUGGAUGUCCGCGCGCAACGAUGAAUACUUCCUCCUCUGCAUCACCGACUCGUCCGACGCCAUCGUCGGCACCGGCGCCCUCAUCGUCGAGCGCAAAUUCAUCCAUCAGCUCGGCCUCGUAGGACACAUUGAGGACAUUGCUGUCGCCAAGGACCAGCAGGGCAAGAAGCUGGGUCUGAGGAUCAUUCAGGCGCUGGACUUUGUUGCGGAGAAGGUGGGCUGCUACAAGACUAUUUUGGAUUGCUCCGAGGCGAAUGAGGGGUUCUAUGUUAAGUGUGGGUUUAAGAGGGCGGGGCUCGAGAUGGCGCAUUACUAUGGGCGGUGAGAGAUGUGACAAGGGAGAUACAAUGCAUAGUGAGGGCGUUAUUUGGAGAGAUUGGAGAGAUAUCAGAUCUAUGGGAUAUAGACUAUCGAUAGAGUACAGCUACGGGAUAGAAUUGUGAUACGGAGCUGCGUGUAAACGUCUCAGUCUACAGAUGUGUCUACUGUGACCAGAGGAAGUCUAAACUUGCCCACCAGACCUGAUGCCCUAGAUAUUAUGAAAUUCAUGCAUUACGAUCAGGAAUCGCAACGCGAGGUGACAAAUAACGCGUGUUCUACUUUAUUUGCUGUUGGCGUUUGGG
This is a messenger RNA of Alternaria rosae, 1171 nucleotides long. Its product is annotated as glucosamine 6-phosphate N-acetyltransferase. NCBI's taxonomy places the organism in Eukaryota, Fungi, Ascomycota, Dothideomycetes, Pleosporales, Pleosporaceae. Gene Ontology annotation, molecular function: glucosamine 6-phosphate N-acetyltransferase activity; monosaccharide binding. Gene Ontology annotation, cellular component: endoplasmic reticulum-Golgi intermediate compartment; endoplasmic reticulum; Golgi apparatus. The transcript has 2 exons. The record is from RefSeq and is a predicted model, not a curated record. Gene Ontology annotation, biological process: UDP-N-acetylglucosamine biosynthetic process. Bases 361 to 873 code for a protein of 170 amino acids.